CCCACUUCCGGUGUACAGGUGAGCAGAUGGGCGUUGACUAACUCGGACUUACUAAAAGACGGAAGAGAUUUUUUUAUUUGGGUUAAAAAUAAUCUCAAAGUGCUUAUGGAGAAUAUGUGUGGCUUUGACCAACAGAAAGGUCCUGGGAGGCUGAUGACUAAAGGACUAACACUCAUUGUGGUCGGUCAUGUCAACUUCAUCUUGGGCGCCAUCGUCCAUGGCAGCGUUUUACGACACAUCUCUAAACCAACAGGCACAAUCUCUACAGAGUACACAGUGUCCAACAUCAUAGCUGUCACCUCAGGACUGCUGAGCAUUGCAAGUGGAAUUGUUGCAAUUUUGGUGUCAAGGAAUAUUAAGAAUGUCAAACUACAUGUGGGACUGUUGGUGAGCUCCUUCUUAAACACUCUGCUUUCUGCAGCCUGCUGCGUUGGUCUUCUACUGGCCAUCAGCCUCACUAUUUCAGCCAACGGCAGUGUCCUUUUGCAGGGCUGCAACAAUACAGACAUGCCCAUUAAUGCUCGCUCACCUGUCUCUGCCAACUGCCCCUUUGACACUACACGCAUUUAUGACACAACACUAGCUUUGUGGUUUCCAUGCAUUCUGCUGUCAGCCUUGGAGACUGGUCUGUCUGUGUGGUGCUUUAUUGUGGGUCUCACCUUGAGAGGAAUUGGGCCUUGCGCUCACACUUACCUCAGAGAGAAGCUGGAAGAAGACACCUUGGCACAUACAUCAAAGAUGGAACCAGAUUUUUCAGCCCCGAGCCAACGUCUUAUUGCACACUGUUCUGCACAGCCAUAGAAUGUAAGAUCAAUCAGAAAGCUAAGAUUUGGUAAAAAAACUCUGAACCAUGGACUCAGUGGAGUAUUUGAAGUGAAGUAGUGUUUAUUCUGUUUUGGAGAAAUCAUUUAUAUUAAGCUUCAAUGUCUAAUAAUAUCAGUUGUUGAUUUAUGUUAUGUAAAAAAGAAAUGUGUUUACAAUAAUAUCUGACAUUAUUUUAAGCAUGCUUUUGAGCAAAUUUGACUCGACUAAUUUAAGCUAUAAAACAUUUCUUUGUUUUUAUGGUCAGUUUUAUGCAAGAGAUAGUAAAGUCUGUCUAAUCUACAGAUUCACAUGAAACUAUAGUGGAAAAACUAUUAUAUCUUUUGAAGACCAAAUGCUUAAAAAUGUAGUCUACACAUUUCCAAAGUCAAUCAUCCUGUUGCUGCUUAGUCUAAUUCUAUAAAUAUACACAAUAUGACUUUUGUUAUUCAUUUAAAUAGGUAAUCGCAGUGUUAUUUAUUUACCAAAGAUUUUGAGCACUCCAUAGUUAGUGGCUUUAUAAAACACUGGAAAAAUAGAGAGAGAGAGAUAGAGAGAGAGAAUACAUGAUUUAGAGGAAUUUCUAUAAUUUACUGACCUACUGAGGUGUACAUGUAAUUGAAAGAUGAUGGUUUAAAUCUUGUAUAGUUCUAUAGGAUGGUGAGAUCUUAGUCCCGAAGUAAAUCUCAUAUGAUGAGAAAUUAUUAUUGUCAGUAUUUUGUGACAUAAAGCAAGUACAAAGUUUGAUGUUUGGAAUAUAACAGUAUUCCUUUUGAAGCAUAUGAAAACUCUUGAAUUUGCAUAAAUUUUUAUGUGUUUAAUCAAAUUCCUACAUUUUAUUGUACCUUAUCAAAAUGGGUAAAAUUUGUUAAUACUAAUGUUUACAAUUUUGUUACUAAUGUAUAUUUCAUUUAUACAUUAAAUAGCAUCUAAUAAAUUUUUAAAAGCAA
Molecule: messenger RNA, 1751 nt
Organism: Tachysurus fulvidraco (yellow catfish)
Lineage: Eukaryota; Metazoa; Chordata; Actinopteri; Siluriformes; Bagridae
Product: keratinocyte-associated protein 3
Exons: 7
Coding region: 106-801 (231 amino acids)
Source: RefSeq, a predicted model, not a curated record